Messenger RNA from Molossus molossus (Pallas's mastiff bat), 312 nucleotides. RefSeq names its product alpha-defensin 1-like. The transcript is spliced from 2 exons. Gene Ontology annotation, biological process: antimicrobial humoral immune response mediated by antimicrobial peptide; defense response to Gram-negative bacterium; disruption of plasma membrane integrity in another organism. Lineage: Eukaryota; Metazoa; Chordata; Mammalia; Chiroptera; Molossidae. The coding region runs from base 1 to 312 and encodes 103 amino acids. Gene Ontology annotation, cellular component: extracellular matrix. The record is from RefSeq and is a predicted model, not a curated record.
AUGAGGACCCUCGUUCUCCUCGCUGCCCUUCUCCUCGUGGCCUUCCAGGCCCGGGCUCAGCGCCUGCAAGAGACAGCUGACCAGGUUCCCGCCCGGGAUCAGCCUGAAGCCAAGGACCAGGACCAGCUUCUGGCCGAGGACCAGGACAUGGCCAUCACCUUCACAGGAGAGGAACGUCUCACUCGGGAAGCUUCAGCCCUUCAGAAAAGAAACGUCUGCACGUACAGAGCCAGCCCCUUCUGCAGGUUAAAUGAGAGAUACUAUGGAAGCUGUUGGAUAUCUGGCCGUCCACGCAGACUUUGCUGUCGCUGA